This is a messenger RNA of Drosophila obscura, 1005 nucleotides long. RefSeq lists its product as uncharacterized. The record is from RefSeq and is a predicted model, not a curated record. Gene Ontology annotation, biological process: vacuolar proton-transporting V-type ATPase complex assembly. The transcript is spliced from 2 exons. Bases 283 to 807 code for a protein of 174 amino acids. NCBI's taxonomy places the organism in Eukaryota, Metazoa, Arthropoda, Insecta, Diptera, Drosophilidae. Gene Ontology annotation, cellular component: extrinsic component of endoplasmic reticulum membrane.
GGAAAAUCUCAAACCGUUCACAGCUGGAGCCGCUGACCUAAUUCACAUUUGAGUUUACUUUCAUCCCCCAUCCCCCAAUUUUUGGCUUAGUUUUGAUUGUAAUUGGGGAUGCGUCUCAGAUAUCCGUACCAUUAUUCGCUUUGUGUACAUAUUUAAUUACCGAUUGUGUUAUCUUCGAAAUUAAAGUCAAAAUUCUGUUUCAAAUUCAAGUCUAGUAUCGAAGCAAACAAUUUAUUGAAUUUUGAAAUCCUGUGAAAAUAAGGAACCGCCCGGUGCCCAGCGAUGAACGAGCCUAAGAAACCAUCAAUCGAAGCGAGUGAGCCAGAAACAAUACCAAGUACGGAGGAAGCCGGCAGCCUCCUUGAUACCCUGCAGCUGCACAUCUUCCAUCUUCUGGAGGACCACGCGGCGCAGCAUUACCAGCUCAGUAGGGAAACAUCGGAGGCACGUAUGAUCCUGGCCAGAGUUCGCCUGCAGGAGGGCAACCAGCGAACGGCUGCCGAGGCCCAGCUGCCCCGGUGCCGGCCCUACAAGGCACUUUGUCGACUGGUCGAGGAAGCUAGGCCCUGGGGUACCAUCGUCAAGCUGAUUCGAUUGGCUGUCGAGCCCUGUCGGGGAUAUCUCCACCCGGUGACGAACAUUUUCGGCGCCUUGGUUCCAUUGAGCCUGCGAGUGGCGAGUCGAAAAUGGGAGCGCUGUGUGGACCAGCUUGUGGACUGUGCCAACACCCAAAGAGAACUGCAGGCUACUAUAUCUUCCAUAAGGCAACUCAGAAGGUCUGUCCAUCCGAGGUAUCCCCAUAAAUGAGCCGCUAUAGAAGGCGAGGCGCUUUAUUUCUAAGUAAAAAGUAACGGAAAUACAUGCAUGCACAUGUACCUAUGUGGAUAAAAUCGUCUUCACCACGGUCGAGGCUAUAAAUAGACCGGUAGAUUCAUUGCGGUUUUUGUUUAAUUUUUAUAAUUGGAUUUUGAAAUAAUUGAUAAAUGGCACUUCAAAUGGGGUGCG